This is a messenger RNA of Leptopilina heterotoma, 1056 nucleotides long. Its product is annotated as tumor protein D52. The record is from RefSeq and is a predicted model, not a curated record. Gene Ontology annotation, cellular component: cytoplasm. NCBI's taxonomy places the organism in Eukaryota, Metazoa, Arthropoda, Insecta, Hymenoptera, Figitidae. The transcript has 5 exons. The coding region runs from base 217 to 828 and encodes 203 amino acids.
CCAUGUCUCUACUAUUCAAUCUAUAGUCAUAGAAAUUAUAAUAGUAUUUAUUACAGCUACUCAUUUUCAGCGUUCUAAGAAAUAAUAAUACAGGAUACAUUUUUUCAUACCGAACAAAUUGAAUUGUGUCUAUGUAUUUGCAACUUACUUAAAAGUGCUUUUUUCGUGUAUAUUUGUAGAAACAGUAUCAAAGAAAGUGAAAAAAUUAAUUUUAAAAUGAGUUCCAUUCCAACAGGAGAAGAUGCAUCACUUUAUUCAAGCGGUUCUUUAAAUUCUAUUGGAUCUGUUUCACCUUCCACGACUGAGGAUUUUACAAAUGAAUUACAAGGUCUUUCACCAGAGGAACGGGAAAGGCAGAAAGAAGAGUGGAGUGCAGAACUGGCUAAAGUAGAAGAGGAAAUUCAAACAUUGCGACACGUAUUAUCAAGCAAAGUAAGAGUUUCACAUGAAUUGAAAAGAAAAUUAGGUAUAAGUGUUUGGAGAGAAUUAUCAGAAGAUGUCAAUCAAGGACUCCGUAAUGUUAAAGAAAGUCACGUAUUUCAGAAAACAGAAUCAGUGUUUAAAUCUACUGCAGAAAAAACAACCAGCAUUCUUGGUGGUUUUGGAAGUGGACUUUCCAUGAAAAUUGGUCAAAUGAGAAAUUCUAAUAGUUUCCGUUCUCUUGAAGAAAAAGUCGGAUCAGCUUACGAGAAUGUAAAGACCAAAGUCGUGCCUUCUAGAUCUAAUUCUACACAAGGCUUUGAUGAAGCUUUAAGAGAAGCCGAAGCUUCUAGACGUUCAUCCACAGCAUCGAACAUAACCAAUACAACUGAUAAACCUCUUCCUUAAUUUAUUUUAUGCUUUAAGUUAAUCAUAAAUUGUACUGUAAGAAAAUUUGUCAUUUUAUCCUUAACAAAAAACUUAUAUGACUUUCGUCACAUUUUUGUACAGUAAAUAAUUAUGUAUAAUUCAAGUUCUUAAACUAACAUUUAUUAAAUAUUUUUAGGAAAAAUAUUUAUUGUAUUGAACUUGCGCACUUGCACUUUUUUAAUAACACUACAUUUGUGUGUACGAAAA